Molecule: messenger RNA, 3650 nt
Organism: Larimichthys crocea (large yellow croaker)
Lineage: Eukaryota; Metazoa; Chordata; Actinopteri; Sciaenidae
Gene: mppe1
Product: metallophosphoesterase 1
Exons: 9
Coding region: 1603-2787 (394 amino acids)
Biological process (GO): GPI anchor biosynthetic process; endoplasmic reticulum to Golgi vesicle-mediated transport
Cellular component (GO): endoplasmic reticulum-Golgi intermediate compartment
Molecular function (GO): phosphoric diester hydrolase activity
Source: RefSeq, a predicted model, not a curated record
AAUGCUGUCUGCAAAACAACACAGCAGGACAUCUGGGUUUUUAACAGGCUGAAUAUUUUGAGGGAUUUAAUGUGAAUAAGAAGGAGCUGCUAUAGAUGAAGAGCUGCAACUUCCCCAGAGAGGUAAACCAGCUAAACUUCAUGUACAUGCAUGCCAUGUGCAGCAUUGAAUUCAGAUUAUUGAUCAUCAGUUAUUGCCUGACUUCUUUUUUUUAAAACGACAGCAGCUUUUGUUGACACUAGUUUUCUGCGACUUGUGACAUUAAUAUUGAACCGUGUUUUGGGACUAGGUGUCGCCAAAUGAACCUCUUAUACCUGCAUUUGUCUAAUUUCUCUAGUAAAGACCUACGUAUACACUUCAAUACAGGAUUGUCAUAUUAAAAAAGAAAAUAAACGGAAUAAUUCCUCUACUACAGAUCAUUUUACAAUCUUACUUUGUGCACAUUGCUGUUAUCUUUUCCAGGGUAACACUAUCUGUAGUUUCAUGUGAAAAAGACUCAAAAGUGAAACUUACUUAAAUUACUUAAUGUAACCUACUUAAAGUAUCAAAGGAAGAAAUACUGAUUAAACAUAUUAUUAUUGCUCAUAUUAAUGUAAAAUUAUUGCACAAUAAACUCACAUAUCAGUGGCUGUACAUUUAUAAUGGCUUGAUGAUUGCUGUGCUGGUGCAACAUUAUUUUAUCUUAUUUUUAUUUAGUUAGUUCAGUGUUUUCCUUACACUUUAUACUACGAACUUUUGCACGCUCCUUGGUGAGUAUUGUGCAGGUUCAAGGUUUAGUUUCACUUUUAUUUGUCAUAUGUAGGUCAACACAAGACCCAACAACAGUACAAUGAAAUUAAGAAAUACAAUAGAAGACAAUAAAAUGCAAUAAAAACUGCAUCAUAUAUAGAUCAAAUAUUAAAAAAGGAGCUAAAAGCAGAUAUAUUUAUCAUGUUUUUUUUAUUGUAAAUGUAUAAAUCUUGUUUUUCUCUUACUAUGUUACCAAAAUACUUUUACUUGAUUCUAACUCUGGAGUAAAAGUUUAAUAAUUUAGUGUUUAAACUAACAUCAGAUAGAAAUAAUACCUUAGGUAAAAUACAGAUAUAUUUAUUUCAUUUGAUUAAAUAUACUGAGUUACACUCCAGUAGUGUGUGUGUGUGUGUGUGUGUGUGUGUGUGUGUGUGUGUGUGUGUGUGUGUGUGUGUGUGUGUGUGUGUGUGUGUGUGUGUGUGUGUGUGGCAGUUUUAUUUUGAAAAGCCGGAUUUGACCGCAUGUGUUUGCAGCUUGACGCUUUGUGUCUGAGCGGAGCUGAGACUGAGACAGCGGCAGCUGCUUCUCCUCUCCACAGGCAGAAAACGUUUUUACACAUUUGUAACUUUGUAUCUGCUGUUUCUGAAUCUCCUGAACUCGACGAGAAGCUUCUGUGUUUUUUUUAUUUAUUUAUUUAUUUUUUUGUGUGUUGUUUAACCGACGAACCGUCCGAACAACUUGCCAUGAGCAUCACCCGGCUGGAGAGCUGACCAGUCGGGGUCUGUGGGGAAGAGAGGGGAAGAUGCCUCAUGGACCGCUCCAUCACCACCAGUGCGCCACUUCAGGGCAUCCCAAACGUCGAAUAACAAAGAAAUGCCGAGGUUCAGCGUCAGAUGGAUGGUUGCGCUGCUGUUGAUUCUCGUGCUCUUCGGUGCUUUCUUUUUCUGCGAGUAUCUCAUCUACUUCCCGACCAUCCUCAAGUGCGCCUGGCCGAAGAUCAGCCAUGCACGGGGCGAAGAGGGCAUCGACGGCCGGUCGAUGGACUCAGCGGUCCGCGCUAUGGUGCUGUCGGACACGCACCUCCUCGGUGCAGUCGGGGGACACUGGUUCGACAAGCUGAGGAGGGAAUGGCAGAUGGAGAGAGCUUUCCAGACCGCUCUGUGGCUGCUCAGGCCCGAAAUAGUGUUUAUUCUCGGGGAUAUCUUCGACGAAGGGAAGUGGAGCUCACAGAAGCACUGGGAGGACGACGUGCGACGCUUCCACAGGAUGUUCAGACAUUCCACCGACACAGAACUGGUUGUACUGGUCGGCAACCACGACAUAGGAUUCCACUAUGAGAUGGACUGGUUCAAGCUGCAGCGCUUCGAGAAGGUCUUCAACGCCUCCUCCACCAGGAUCGUCACCAAAAAGGGAGUCAAUUUCCUGCUGGUGAACAGCGUGGCCCUGCACGGUGACGGGUGUCCCAUCUGCCAGUCGGUGGAGAAAGAGCUGAUCAAACUCUCCAGGGACCUCAACUGUUCUCUUCAGAGCUCGCAGUCGGGCGGCGGACUGACGGACAGUUGCGAGGGCUCGCAGCUUUAUCCUCCCACAUCCCCCAUCAUGUUACAGCACUAUCCUCUGUACAGGGUGAGCGAUGCCGGCUGCACAGGACUGGAUGCUGCGCCGCCUGAAGAGCGGCACCUGCUGUUCAGAGAGAAGUAUGACGUGUUGUCUAAGGAGGCCUCGCAGAGGCUGCUGCAGUGGUUUAAGCCCCGCCUCAUCCUGAGUGGACACACCCACAGCGGAUGUGAGGUUCUCCAUGACAACAAGUACCCAGAAGUCAGCGUGCCGUCCUUCAGCUGGAGGAACAGAAACAACCCCAGCUUCAUCCUGGCGUCGGUGUCACCCGGCAGUUACGCUCUGUCCAAAUGUUUCCUGCCGGAGGAGAGCACGGUGAUCGGCGUGUACUGCUCGGCCGGCGCCUGCCUGCUGCUGCUGAUCCUCGCUCACUGUAUGUGGAUGAAAGGCCUGCUGCAGUGCCUCAGCCUCUGCCUGCUGGGGAAGCACAAGUCUCUGUGAACUACAUUACCCAGGGUGCAUACUGCAUCCGCCACAAAGAACAGAGCCAUGAGUUGGUAAAUACUUGAUGUAAAAUUUGUUUGUCCAGAAUGUUUUGCGGCACUGUGAAGGACAUGAAUAUAUAUUUUAAAUGUUUUAAAAGGACCUGUCUGUACUGAUGAUGAUGAUGAUGAUGAUGAUGAUGAUGAUGUGGUGACAGACGUCAGACGUGGGGCAGAUCAUUGUUAGAAAUCUCUGAUUAUUGUUAGUUUGUCUUACCUACCUUGGGCAAGCCAGACAGGUGAAGUUUUUAAUCACAGAAACUGUGCAGCUGUUUCCGGCUGAAUUAUUAGAGCGCGCACACAUAAGACAAAUCAAACAAGUACAUAUGUAAAUACUUAAAGGUCUCAUUCAAGGUGGUUGAAGUCAGAUUGUGGUUUAUGUCUCUUCACUCUGAUGUUAAUUGUGAUCUGAGGUAAACACACUCGAUUCAUCUCACACUCUUGUUUCUGUUGUUGAUGUCCGACAAACCCGUCCCCGGGUUUCUCUCGUCGUUUUAACGAUGCAUAUCUGAAUAUAUUUAUCGCUGACUUUCUGUGCCAAAAUGUUUGUGAGGAGUUUUUUUUGCCAAAUUGUUCAAAACGUUUCUGAUGAACUGUACAUAAUAAAAUCAGAAUCUUAAGGUCUGUUUUAUAGUUAUGGUGUAAACUAGAGGUCGAUGUACACUUUGAGUCACCUGAAGCCAUGUCACUCUAUGGGUGAAAUGUUAAAUAUCAUAUAUUAAAAGGCUACAUGUGACUUUUCAAAAACCUGGAGACUGGUGGCCGAGAUGGACACAAUGUCAUGGUGAUCAAAGAAAUAAAUGUGAUGGAUGCAAAUAAAAA